Messenger RNA from Sugiyamaella lignohabitans, 1047 nucleotides. RefSeq names its product trifunctional uridine nucleosidase/nicotinamide riboside hydrolase/nicotinic acid riboside hydrolase (gene URH1). The transcript has a single exon. Gene Ontology annotation, biological process: purine nucleoside catabolic process. Gene Ontology annotation, molecular function: purine nucleosidase activity. The record is from RefSeq and is a predicted model, not a curated record. Bases 1 to 1047 code for a protein of 348 amino acids. Lineage: Eukaryota; Fungi; Ascomycota; Dipodascomycetes; Dipodascales; Trichomonascaceae. Gene Ontology annotation, cellular component: cytosol.
AUGAGUUUAAUUCUGCCCAAGAUUCCACUAUGGAUCGACUGUGACCCGGGUCACGAUGACGCCAUUGGCCUGUUACUAGGCUCGGGACUAGAUCAGUAUCACCUGGUAGGAGUAUCGACAGUCCAUGGAAAUGCAUCGUUAGGAAAUACCACAUCCAACGCCAUUUCCAUUCUCACUGCAUUCAAAAGACUCGAUGUUAACGUAUAUCCCGGAGCAGAGAAACCGCUAGUUCGCAAAUUGAAUGUGGCAGACUCGAUUCAUGGUAGAUCCGGUUUGGAUGGCACUGCAUUUCUGCCCAUGCCAUCAUUCGACGCCCAACCCGAUCAUACGGCCGUAGCAGCUAUGGCCAAAGCCAUUGAAACAUAUCCUGGAACACUAGCAAUUGCAGCUCUUGGACCACUAACAAACAUAGCUUUAUUAGCCAUGAACUACCCAGACCUGUUACCGAGUUUACGGCUGUUAUCAAUAAUGGGAGGAGGUCUUGGACUUGGCAAUUGGACCAAGUUCGCCGAGUUUAACAUCUGGUGUGACGCCCAUGCUGCCCAGAUCGUGUUCUCGGACACCACUUUAAUUCCCAAAACCCUACUGGUGCCACUGAAUCUGACCCACCAGGCGAUAGCCACUGAUGAAAUACUAGAACAGAUACAGAAGAGCCGGCAGCUGGACCGACGCUCGGUGCUGCGACAGAUGCUCUAUGAGCUCAUGAUAUACUUCGCAGGAACCUAUAAAAAGAAGUUUGGAUUCAAAAACGGGCCACCCGUGCACGACGCAGUAGCAGUAGCGGCCAUUCUGCCAUUCUACAGCGACAACUCCACCGAACGCAGCGAGCACUCCAACGACCCGCCAGCAGCAGAUCUCGACCUGCGAUUUGCCCGAUACCAAGUCCACGUCGUCGAAGAAGGGCCCCAAGAGGGUAUGCUCGUUUUCGAGCCCGACUCGGACAACGGCAUCAUGAUCGCCCAGGAAAUGAACUUCACCGAGUUCUGGCGACUUGUGCUCGACGCCGUCGACAAUGUCGAGAGCUCGACGUCUCUCCUCGUCUCGUAA